AUGGUACAGACUGACCGAGGUCCCCCGGUGUCAAAAUACAAGGAAGAGCCGGUUGAUGAUCCUUUUCGACACAGCAACCAGGCGCAUCUAUCUCAGCACCAUCCGGUGCAAGCAUCCAGGUCAGAUCUAGCGCCAUUGUCACUGAAACAAGACCCAGUCUCGCCUGCACAGACGACUAUUUCUCUGCCCACAAGCACAUAUCCUCCGCCUCACUCUCUGGGAAACGGCAUCCUGCACUCUCACAGCUCCUACGGGCCCCCAACCCAGGAAUCGCCGUAUUAUACCACCCACCCGUCUUUAUAUACAACAGCAACUGCUCCCGCGCAGUAUUCUUCCAGUGGGCCAUCUGACCUCAUGGCAACCACCGCUCAAAUGCAGAGACCUCCUUACCCUCCAAUGUAUCACACUCCUCAAUCCAACUCCCCAGCUUCUGUAGCGUCACAGCCGCAUGAUCAGCAUGGCCGCAACAUCUACACACAGUCGCCUCAAAUGCCGCCACAGAUGUACGGAUAUCAGCAAUACUCUCCAAUGAACCCCGUCCAACCGUCGUAUGCGACUCACCCAUCACCGCAGUCACACACGAUCACAUCAGGGUCUAUGAUGAUGCCUCCUCAGACGAGUACCGCACAGAUGUCUCCUCAUCAACCAUCACAUACUCCCAAUACAGCUUUAUCCAGCAGCCCGGUCAUGAAGAUGGAUUCGGCUCCACAGCCAGCACCUUCCCAACGAACAAUGAUAAACCCUAACGCCACCAGUACAGGCGUUUCAGCAGGAACUCAUCAGGCACCGGCCCUCGGAACAAGCUCGACCGCAGCACCAGGCCCCAUUCCCGCCACCACCCCGCUUGUUGUACGACAGGACAGCAACGGAGUCCAGUGGAUAGCAUUCGAGUACAGCCGAGACCGGGUCAAGAUGGAAUACACGAUCCGCUGUGACGUGGAAUCCGUGAUCGUGGAUGACCUCAGCCAAGACUUCAAAACUGAGAACUGUGUCUACCCCCGCGCAUGCUGCAGCAAAGACCAAUACCGUGGGAAUCGACUGGUCUACGAGACCGAAUGCAAUGCCGUUGGUUGGGCAUUAGCCGAGUUGAACCCCGCAUUGAGAGGAAAACGAGGCCUUAUCCAGCGGGCCGUGGAUAGUUGGCGGAAUAGCAACCAAGAUCCUCGGUUGCGCAGCAGACGAGUGCGCCGUCAGCAUAAGCAGCAUCGUCGGCAGUCGGUGCAGCCUGCUACUCCCCAUAUGCCUCCUGCUGGGCCUGUUGGCCAUGGAAUGUCGGGUGCCAACUCCGGCCAGCGCGCUAGUAUUGGACCUUUGAUGGGUCCGCCUAUGACACAUCAUCAUGCUCAACCGGACGACAGCCCAAAGAUGGAGGAAGUCAGCGGCACCACAGACUACAUCGGAUCCCAGCGCUCCAUUGAUACAGGCCGCCUGCCCGCACCACUAGGUGCCACCGAUAUUCGACCAGCUCAGGUCUUUCAUGAUGCUCACACCAUCCCAUCAGCCACCAGCGCCAGCCCCUCCAUGGCGCCUCUUCUGCGCGACAGUGGCCUCGGCUCUCUCAGCCGUCAUCCAACCAUAGCGACUUCGAGCCGGAUGGCCACAGCCCAGGACCUCGAUGAUCAAAGUCCCACGAACGAGGACCUUUUCGGCCAGCUACCAGACGGCAAGCGCCGCACCUUCAUCCUAGUCGAGGAUCCACAGCGCGGCUCUCGCGUGCGCGUCAAGGUCGGCUUGGAUAAAGUCAAGAUGGAUGAAAUUCCAGAUUCUUACCGCAAGAAUAACGCCGUCUACCCGCGCACGUACUUCCCAACUCAAAUGAAAGAUGCGCCUCUGCUCGUCGAUCCAAGCAAACGCUUCUUUGCCGACGAUAUCGAGCACACGGGUGACUCGGAAGACUCAACUAUCGGCCGCACGACCGUCCCCGCACCUUCACUGGAUGGCGAGAGAGGUAUCGAAGUACCCAGACUGUCUCGCCGGCGCCACCGGAAAGAGGUCAUGCUGAAUGACCUCGCGUACCGGUUGAGUUGGAGCCAGAGCCGUGUUUUUGCGGGGCGAAUGCUAUUCUUGCAGCGAUCGUUGGAUGCCUAUCGCAAUAAAAUGCGCACGAGUAUGAUUGCCGCUGGCCAAGAGCCUUCGGAGAUUCCCAGGCAUUUCGAUACUCGUCGAGGAAAACGUCGGUUCUUAGAACGGGCCCGUCAGACGGAAAGUGAUGCGCCGUCCGCUGCACAGUGCAGUGCAGAGGAAGUGGAGGGUUAG
Penicillium longicatenatum is the source of this 2256-nucleotide messenger RNA. RefSeq lists its product as uncharacterized. The record is from RefSeq and is a predicted model, not a curated record. NCBI's taxonomy places the organism in Eukaryota, Fungi, Ascomycota, Eurotiomycetes, Eurotiales, Aspergillaceae. Bases 1 to 2256 code for a protein of 751 amino acids. The transcript is spliced from 5 exons.